AAUUUUGAUUACUCCCUUCAGAGAUCUGUUACACUUCUGUUAUUUUUCAGGGAUGAUUAGUUUUUCUAGUUGAUAUAAAAUCGGAAUUGUAACGUGUUCAAUAAAAGUAUUACUGUUUCAUACAUGCAAGAGUAUUUUUUAAUGAGAAGAAUAUAGUGAUAUAUUUAUGUGUUGAAUUGAUAGAAAUUACACUCGAGUUCAAAAGAUAAACAAAAUGACAUCGAUAUUCGACCAGUACGAGCAAGCUUCGCAGGUCUCCCAGCGUCCCAUAACAGUGUCGGAUCAAAUGACCUCUUCUGGAUACAUUAACAUGCAAUUAGAAGAUAACACACCGAUGUUUUCGAAACAAAAAAUGAAUUUUAAUCCAUCAGAUUUGAUUACACAUGUCGCAGUUUCCAGCGACUAUUUGGUGUUGGCGAUGGCCAAUGGGAAGCUAUUUAGACUGGAUUUAAAGAUGCCAGAUCAACACGAGGAAAUCCAGUUCACAAAGAGUGUUCAACCAAAUUCAAAAUUAACAUCAAUAUUCCUUGAUCCACUCGGUCACCACUUGCUUCUGGCUUUCGCGGCUCGAAACAAAGAUGGGAGUCCGGAGUUAGUUUAUCUACACCGUAAGAAUAAUAAACUGAAGUCUGUGAGUAAGUCAAGGAAUUAUGAGGUGACAGAAGUUGGGUGGAAUUAUGAGAAUAAAUCGACCACAACGACUGGCCCCAUUUUGUUGGGAACCUCACAAGGCCAUAUCCUCGAAAUGGAGCUGGAAGCGGAGAGUGAUAAGAUGUUUGCAGCUAGCCAGCAAUAUUGGAGACAGCUGCCUAAUUACUUACCCAUAUAUGGAGGGAAGGAAGUUGAUGGAUUGAUUUUCGACAUCGGCAAAGGUGCGGACACACCAAUCACAGGUAUACAGUUCCACAGAGUCAACAAUACGAGCAAAUACUUCAUAUUCGUCACGACGCCCACACGCCUCUACCAAUUCAUUGGGCACGCAAUGAUUUCGGACGAGAAGCCGUCGCUACAAUCGAUAUUUCAUUCAUAUCUGACCACACCGGAGACGGGAUUCCAAGAAAUACCAUCCACAUUGAAAUAUUCGAAAUUGCAGUUCUAUUUCGAUAAGAACAGCAACCCUAAAACAUUUGCUUGGCUCACUGAACCUGGGAUCUUUUAUGGCCAGUUGGAUCCAACAUCACAACAAAAUUCCAACUCGCUCUUUACCCAAAGCGAACUCAUCAAUUACCCGUCUCAAAAAGACGGCAAAGAGAAGACACCCCUCUCCUUUGUGUUAACUGAAUUCCACGCUUUACUCAUGUAUUCAGACAGAGUAAAAGCGGUAUCACUUCUCAACCAGGAAUUGGUUUACGAAGAUCGAUAUUCCGAAAUUCAUGGCAAAUUGAAGAACAUAGUUAAAGAUCCAGCUAGACGAACCAUUUGGGCCGUCACAGACAAAGCAGUAUUCCGAUACAAGGUGAACAAAGAAGAAAGGAAUGUGUGGAGGAUAUAUUCUGACAAAGAACAGUUCGAUCUGGCGAAGGAAUAUUGCCAGAAUAAUCCAGCAUUCAUUGAUAUUAUUAACGUAAAACAAGCUGAUUUGCUAUUUGCAAAGGGAGAUUACGAAAAGAGCGCCGAAGUAUUCGCGGAAACGCAGAGCAGUUUCGAGACCAUCUGUCUCAAAUUUCUCGAAGUGGACCAAAUUAAUGCGCUAAAAGUAUACUUGGGCAAGCGAUUGGAAGCCUUAAACGAUGAUGAUAAGACUCUGAUUUCCAUGAUUGUGAUCUGGUUGACUGAACUGUACUUAUCUCAACUUGGAUCGUUGAGGCGUUCAGGGAAAGAAGAUUCGCAGGAAUACCUUCAGAUCCAAAGCGAUUUUGAGGUGUUGCUCCUUCAGCCGAAAGUUGUGCAAUGUAUGCAGCAUGUGAAAUCAGUUGUGUACGACCUGAUGUCGUCUCACGGAGACAAACAGAACCUUAUCAAGUUGACGGUGAUAAAUGAGGACUACGAGAAUGUGGUAGCUCAGCACAUAUACAAGAAAUCGUUUUUGGAAGCGCUAAAUAUGCUGCAAUCGUUAAAGAAACCGGAACUUUUCUACCAAUUCACGCCAGUUUUGAUGGAGGAGACGCCUAAGAAUACGGUAGACGCUCUGAUAGCGCAAGGCCCACGGUUGAGUCCAUCGAAACUUCUGCCCGCAUUUUUAUCCUGCGAAAAUGAUGAGAAACACGCGUCAGAAAUAGCCCGCUAUUUGGAGUUUAUGGUGCAGAACUAUAAUGUGAAAGAUAAAGCGAUACACAAUUAUCUGUUGACGUUAUACGUGGAGAGCGACAAGCCGGCCUUGAUGAGGUAUCUGGCGCGGCAGGGACAGGAUGUUACUAUGGUGAAUUACGAUGUGCAUUAUGCUUUGAGAUUAUGUCGUGAGAACGGUCUUUCGGAAGCGUGUGUCACGCUGUCAGCCCUCCUGGGGCUUUGGGAGGCCGCACUAGAGCUGGCCCUUAGCGUGGACAUAACACUUGCUAAGAGUGUAGCCGCAAUGCCUGAUGAUGCUGGCACGCAGAAACGUUUGUGGCUUGGUGUUGCGGAGCACAUAAUAACAAAAAAUCAGGAUAUAAAAGAAGCGAUGGCUCUGCUAGAGGAGUGUUCCCUCAUCAAGAUUGAGGACAUCCUGCCGUUCUUCAGCGAUCUCACCACCAUAGACCACUUCAGUGAGCCAAUCUGUCAGAGCUUGGAGGAAUACAACAAUCAGAUAGAAGAACUUAAAGUGGAAAUGGAGGAUGCGACGAAAUCUGCUGAAUGCGUGCGCAAUGAGAUCCAGUCGUUCCGCAACCGGUCGGUGCUGGUGUCGGUGGCGGACGUGUGCCGCGUGUGCGACAUCGCGCUGCUGCUGCGCCCCUUCUACCUGUUCCCCUGCGCGCACCGCUUCCACACCGACUGUUUGCUCGCGCACAUACAGCCUGCGCUGCCUCCAGCCCGGCGCAACAAAUUGGCCGACCUGCAGCGACAACUCGCCGUGCUGUCCAACAUCGAGCUGUCCACGGUGACAUCCAGCGGGCUGCCGCUGCGGGAAGUGCUCCGGAACGAGAUAGACGACAUAGUCGCCAGCGAGUGCGUGCUGUGCGGGGAACAUAUGAUAUCCUGCAUAGACAAGCCGUUCAUUGCGGAUGAGGAUUGGGACCGGGUUAUGAAGGAGUGGGAGUGAUAGUGUUGUGUAUAUCAGUGAAUGAUGAAACUAAGUUUGUGUUUCGUUAGGACAAUACUGCGUUAUGUGGAAUAUUCUGCUACAGAAUAUUUUUUGAUGUUCCGCUUUGAGCUAGAAUGUGCUUUAGGUUAGAGAUGUCACUGUAAAAUUGUAAACACCAUUAGAUUACACUCUGUUUUCUAAAAAGCAAACUUUCAAGUAUAGGUGUAUGUAUCAUAAUUUAGAAACAGUUUGCAAUCUCACAAGAUGUACUCUUAACAGUUUCAUGAUUAUAGGGGGCGAUACACUCUCUAAUGAGUGCAUGCAAUAUCAAAUAUCAAAAACAUAUUUCGUGAUAAUAAAAUCGUCACUAAGACAUAGUUAUUAGUAGUCUUAUGGAUAAUGGCAUUUGAAUUCAAAACCCGUUUGUGAUAUGGCUAUUGUGGCUUAGAUCCAGUGAAGGAUGAGAUAGUGGCUUAUUAGAACGAUUCGUAUAUUAUAAUGUGUAUUAAGAUAUACUAAAAGAGCCUUUAGUAAAAUUUGUGUUAUUAUUGUAUAAAGAAACACAUCAUAAAAAAAUGUGAUCUAUUGCGAGUUAUUUUUAAACCUUUUUGUAUGUAUUACUAAUUUCAUAACGCAUAGAUUUCAGUUGAUCUGUGUAUUAUGUAAGAUUAGAAUAUUUUAAGGCUAAGACUGAUAAAAUACAUGUUUAAUAUGAUGUUAUCUCAUAAAGAUUUUUUUAAUUCAUUUAUUUAAUUCUUUUAGGAUGUGUUAUGAUUUGAAUGACACGAUUAUUAACAAAAGUUAAAAUAAUGUGUUUUGUUUUCUCGUAAUUAUAUAAGAUAUUAUUAUUAUAUUUGUAUAAAUGAAAUAAUUGUUAUAAGCUGUGAUUUAGUUUGAUUCAUAUAUACUUUAAUAUAUCAUAUGCAAUUAAA
Molecule: messenger RNA, 4092 nt
Organism: Zerene cesonia (dogface butterfly)
Lineage: Eukaryota; Metazoa; Arthropoda; Insecta; Lepidoptera; Pieridae
Gene: dor
Product: vacuolar protein sorting-associated protein 18 homolog
Exons: 10
Coding region: 215-3178 (987 amino acids)
Biological process (GO): intracellular protein transport; organelle fusion; endosome to lysosome transport
Cellular component (GO): HOPS complex; endosome
Molecular function (GO): protein binding; protein-macromolecule adaptor activity
Source: RefSeq, a predicted model, not a curated record